AUCAUUCAUGCGUGACGAGUCAAUGGGGUCGCGGUUUUCGGGUUGUUGUUGCUUUUACGUGUGAUGUGCAUGCGGACUGCUGUUCUCUUUACUGCACAUUUUGCAUUAGUGGGAAAAGGCAACUCACUGCACAAGGUGAUAAAACUUAACUACUUGAAGGAGGAGUAGUUAAGACUGCUUUUAUUUGGAACAAUAUCCAAACCCAAUUUCCUGCAAUCAGUUGGCAUCAUUUGACAAACAAGAUGCGCUGUGUAGUGGUACUACUGCUUGCAGUGUGCAUCAAUGCUGAUGUGUACAUGCACAACCCGAGGGGCUCAAAUAACAGGUUAAAUGAGAGAUCUGCUAACCGACAAAAUGGCAACAGAAUGUUUGAUUCACAGAAUAACAACAGAGGUGGUUACAAUGUGGGAGAUUCAACUGAAAAUCCUUCCAACAGUGAGGACCAGCAGUACAGGAUGAAAUAUUUUUCCAGUGCGGCCUACAAGACAAUGACGGCAAACGGUGAACUGACCGGACAGGGUCAGAGCCUUAUGACCAUGGAGUGGACCAACCAGCACGGCUGCGGUGGAGAUGAGAACACCGACCCGCAUAAACUCAAUUGUAACAUUGUGUUGCAGUACAUGUGUCAAGAAGACGCUGCCACUGCUACAGGUGAUGAUGACACAAUCCGUAAUGGCCGCACAACCAAUACCCAGGCUCACACCAGGAUCAACAAUCUGAACGAGAACCAGAACGCUGCCAAUAAUCGCAAGAACAACAACGUCAGAGAAGACCGUGGAUUGCAUGAAAAAUGGGACUGGUAUGAUAAAUGCUACAACAGGGAACGUAAUGCUGGGUUGUUCACUGCUGACCAGAAGCUGAAAACCAAUAACGGUAAUGGAUACAGCUCGGCAAUUUACACCCGGCAGAAUCCCAACGGCAACAGACGUGGCUAUGAGUGUCCAGAAGAGAGAGACUAUUACCCUUACUGGCACCCCUCCCCCUGGAAAGACAUGGCUAUUCUCGUCAGCAACACAAGCUUGUGCGAGUUUUACCAGUCAGAAAGUUACAACGUAAUGCAGAAACAUGAAUGUGUGGAAACCUAUGGCAAUGGUAACACUGGUGACCGCAAGCACUGGUCUCGAUGGAACAAUGAGGCAGAGUGCACGGAAAAUGGCGGCCAGUGGUUGGCCUUCACCAACUAUCUAGAGAAAGCGCCACAAUACAAUACUGCUGCAGCUUGUACAGCAAGAUCUGGUACUGAUGGUGUACGCUACGUAUGGGGUCGUCCCGAAGGAGAGAUGACAGAGCAAUGCCUAGUAGCUUUAGAUCCUCCAGAUUGUCAGCCGGCCCCAUGGACCAGGGUUAAUCACCUGGGGAAUACAAGGGGCGGAGAAGCCAGUCAGUAUGAAUGGACUAUGCCGUACUUCCCAUCUGGAAACACACAAAGAUGCGUUACACGACUUAGAUACAACAUCACCACAGAUGACUAUGAUCCAAUCACUACAGAUGCUGCCCAAAACCAAGACGUGAAUGGAGGUGUCAUCUCCCCUGUUCAGCAGAAUCCCUAUGUUGAUAUCGGCGCUGAUCGUCUGGCCCUUCGUCUAGCCAUCAAUACAGCCCAGUUUGGUCGCACCUUCCAGGAUCGUUCCCAUGCUCUGAUCAUGAUGCCACGCCCAGCUGGUGAUGAUGUGAAUGCAGCCAAGAUCUUCAAUUUGAAUGUCCGGGGGAAGCGAGGUAACAUUGUGCAGACGUUUCCAGCAGUAGAAUACGACUUCAUCCCCAAAAAUUUGGAGAUUAAUGCUGGUGAUCUGGUGCACCUUCAGUGGACAGGAUCCAAUACCCACAAUAAUCAAGCACCAGGAGGUGACGGUCAGACUGGUGAUGCAGGAGAAGGAAGAGGAGGCACUGACCGGACUAACAUUGUGCAGAUGUUGAAUCAGCUUGAUAACUAUCCGAUGCCUUUUGAGCAGAGUACGAUGUGGACCGAUGCUACAGUGAAAUGGAUUUACUUCCAGGAUACCCCUAACAUUACACCUAAGGACUUGGCAGUCAACAUAGCAAGCUCGGGAUUCUACCAGUGUAUGGAAGCAGCCACCUGUGCGUCUCAAUCUGUGGCGAACAAGAACACGAUGAACAAUCUACUGAACAACGCACCCGCUUCAUACCCAGGAGCACUCAUGCAAUUCGCAAAGGGAGAGUAUUUCUACAUGGGGAGUCGCAAUAAUAACUUCAGCAAUCGCAGUCAGAAGGGCAGACUUAUGAUCAAGUAAGGUGG
Molecule: messenger RNA, 2257 nt
Organism: Asterias rubens (European starfish)
Lineage: Eukaryota; Metazoa; Echinodermata; Asteroidea; Forcipulatida; Asteriidae
Product: protein DD3-3-like
Exons: 14
Coding region: 243-2252 (669 amino acids)
Source: RefSeq, a predicted model, not a curated record